AUGUCCGAUCCAAUUGUUCACUUCAAUGGCACUCACGAAGCUCUCCUCAACAGAAUCAAGGAAGCUCCAGGUUUAGUUCUUGUCGAUUUCUUUGCAACAUGGUGUGGUCCAUGCCAACGCCUUGGCCAAAUCCUCCCAUCAAUUGCCGAAGCUAACAAAGAUGUUACAUUCAUCAAGGUCGAUGUUGAUAAGAACGGCAAUGCUGCAGAUGCUUACGGAGUCUCUUCAAUUCCAGCUCUUUUCUUCGUUAAGAAAGAAGGUAAUGAAAUCAAGACAUUAGAUCAGUUUGUUGGUGCUGAUGUUUCUCGCAUCAAAGCUGAUAUUGAAAAGUUCAAAUAA
Messenger RNA from Trichomonas vaginalis G3, 339 nucleotides. Its product is annotated as Chain A Thioredoxin. The coding region runs from base 1 to 339 and encodes 112 amino acids. The record is from RefSeq and is a predicted model, not a curated record. NCBI's taxonomy places the organism in Eukaryota, Parabasalia, Trichomonadida, Trichomonadidae. The transcript has a single exon.